AGUCGAAAAUCAUAAACAUCCUUUCCCAAAUUCGAACUUCAGUUGACUCGAAAUUCUCAGGAGCAAUUCGUCGAGCAAAUCAAUUACAAUUACAAAAACCUAAAAAUGAAUUUAUACAGACUUGACUACUCGCUUCUUGAUAUGGGAUUCGCCGAUCCUUCUUUCCUCUUCGAAUACCAUGAAAAUUCAGCUGGGUCUUCAAUUUCGGCAAUUGAAAGGAACAAGAUUGAUCGUGGUAAUAUAAAUGACUGUCCUCCGAAGAAUCGGUACGAUGGAACUUCUCCACUUCCUCUCGGCAUGGAUUGGAGGCCUUCUCCACUUAAUUGGGAUGAGCGAAAUACUCUCUGGCCACAUGAUUUUCGAACAAGAUGGAGUUAUAGUGUCACGGUUCCUUCUUGGACCAUCUUAUCUAACCCACAUGGUUCGGACCCUGUUGUGUUUUACAGGGUUCAAGUUGGUUUACAGUCACCAGAAGGGGUUACCACUACACGAGGAAUACUAAGAAGAUUCAGUGAUUUCUUGAAGCUCUCGUCCGAUCUCAAAAGAGCUUAUCCGAGGAAAAAAAUGCCCCCAGUUCCGCCCAAGGGGCUUUUAAAAAUGAAAAAGAGGGAGCUUCUGGAGGAACGUAGGUUUUCUUUGGAGGAUUGGAUAGUGAAAGUACUUUCCGAUAUUGAUUUGUCAAGAAGUGCUUCUGUAGCAUUUUUUCUUGAAUUGGAAGAAGCUGCAAGGUCGUCAUUCUAUGAGUCUAGUCAUCAAGGGUCAUAUGUAAAUUUGGCUGGCAAUAGUAACAUUCCAUCAUAUCCGAUUUCUAGCCACUCAACUGUCUCUUCUAUUACGGGCACAUCUGCCAUAACGUCGAGUUGUCGUGAUGAUUAUGCUUAUGAGACAUCUCAGAUCGGGACACCUAAACAUUGGAAGGAUAAUAACUCUGAACUUGGCAUGGAAAAAGCAGCAUCUGACCAUGAUUUAGCUAGUCCAGCAGAAGCAACAAUAAACGAAGUCUUGUCUGGAAAUGAUGAUGCUAAGCUCCCAAAGGAGUUCAUGCAAGGGAAUCAAGAAAAAGAUUUGCAUAGUGAAUUGUUUCAUGGUAGAGUUAACAGUGGUAUAGAUAGGAACGAGAUUUACAGAGAGAAUUCUAAAGCGGUAUCCCUUCAUGAGUACGGAAUGGAAAUCUCCUCAGGAUCUGAAAAUCCCACAAUAGUUAACCAUUGUUUGUCGAGAGAAAGCCCUGAGAAUGUCACAGGUUCGCCCACACCAGGUGAAAUGUUAAAUUUGUGGGAGGCACGACAAAUUAGCGAUACUACAUCUGAACUCUCUCGAAGUGCUGAAGCUUUUGAAACCAUGGAUACGCUUGUAAGCUCAGCUUUACAGUUUUCACAUGAGACUUUACUUGUUCUUCCAACAGAUAAACAGCAGAAAAUGAACAGGCUUCUCACUACUAUGCAACAACGGUUAGCCACGUCAAAGACAGAUAUGGAAGAUCUUGUAACAAGAUUAAAUCAAGAGCUUACUGUAAGACAAUAUCUCACAACAAAGGUCAAAGAUCUUGAAAAUGAACUGGGAUCUACAAAGCAGACUGGCAAAGAAAAUCUGGAGAAGGCUAUUCUAAUUGAAAGGGAAAAGUUUACUCAAAUGCAGUGGGAUACAGAGGAAUUCAGAAGAAAGUGUAUGGAGAUAGAGUUGAAAUUGAAAGCUGAGCAGGACAAAAAUGCUCAUCUUGAAUCAACAAGAACUUCAAUCAUUCAAGAGAAUGAAGCAUUGCGGCAAGAGUUAGAUAUUACCAAAGAGCAGCUUGAGAGCUUGCUGAAGCAUCGUGAAGAGUCAGACUUGAAAUCAAAAGCAGAUGUUAAACUUCUUGUCAGGGAAGUUAAAUCACUUCGAAGUUUUCAAUUGGAAUUGAAGCAGGAGGUUGGCAGGUUGGCCAAAGAGAGAACCGAAUUUGAGAGGAUACUACAGGAGGAAAGGCAAAAAUCGGAAUAUACAGAUGCUGCCAAUGCAAAAUUGGUGCAUGAAUGUGAGAUUCUUCGCAGUCGGCUUGAAGAAUGCAGUGUGAAUUUUCUCGCUGAGGAAGAAAAUAAACUGAAAAUGGAUACUUUGUCUAAAUCUGAGGCUGUCGGCCUGUUGGCUACAUCAGAUAAUCGUAUUGGACUUCUUCUUGCAGAGGCGCAGCUUCUUGCAAAAGAUGUUGAUAAUUCUGGCACCAUCAGAAGUCCAGAUGGUGGCAGUACGAGGACAAGAGAUGCUGAAUUGAGGAAGAUGCUGACAGACGUUCUAAUUGACAACGCGAAAUUGAGGAAACAAGUUAACUCUGUAACUCUUUGCACUGUUCAAGAUGAGAAACGGGCCUCUAGACAGCUCUGAAGCCCCUUCAAGAAAAACUGUUCUUGGCAAGUUCUUGUAAUGUAAAAACAGAAUGCAGUAUUUCUUCUUAGAAACUGUGUAUGUCGACCCUUUGCUGCCAGAUGAUAAAAGCGGCAUAUGAAAUUCUGUUUGUAUAGCUCUAUGCGUGAAUUGUCUCUAUAAUGACAUGUUUUGGCUAAAUAUUUAAUCUAUUUUUAAUAUGAUGUACAGGUUUUAUAUCA
Messenger RNA from Olea europaea var. sylvestris, 2582 nucleotides. Its product is annotated as PX domain-containing protein EREL2-like. Gene Ontology annotation, molecular function: phosphatidylinositol binding. The transcript is spliced from 10 exons. The coding region runs from base 106 to 2361 and encodes 751 amino acids. Gene Ontology annotation, biological process: protein transport. The record is from RefSeq and is a predicted model, not a curated record. Lineage: Eukaryota; Viridiplantae; Streptophyta; Magnoliopsida; Lamiales; Oleaceae.